Molecule: messenger RNA, 1884 nt
Organism: Lachancea fermentati
Lineage: Eukaryota; Fungi; Ascomycota; Saccharomycetes; Saccharomycetales; Saccharomycetaceae
Source: the annotation of a GenBank genome assembly
AUGAGCCAAACUAAAAUUCCGAGCAUUUCCGGGCGAAAACGUGCAUCAUUGCCAUUGGAGAGUACGGCAAAAGAGUCCUAUAAGAAACUCCAUGCUUUGGAGGAUGUCACUAAUAAAAAUAUAGCGAAGGUAACACAAUCAAGGAUGCCGAAAGUCGCUGAUCCGAAUGCGAGGCUGAUGCACCGGUACUAUUAUGGAGACGUGAGAGUAAUUGAAGAAGUUAAAAAACGUGAACGCAAAAUUGUACGUGACAUUCAACAUUUCAGAAGAUCAAUUGCUGAGAUCGACUCAGAAACAAAGCUCAUCAAGGAAAGGAAUCUGCCAGACGUCAAGUAUAACAUAUCCAAAAAAGCAGCUAUAUGCGAUGAGCUGCGAAAGGAGCUGUUACAGGUAACAGCAGAUUUGGACGAGAAAAAUGGUGAGUGCGAAUUAGUUGCUGUAAAUGGCGAUUUGACGAUGAAAAACCUACAAUUGCAGCACAAAGUUGAGCUUCAAAACGCACAAAAUGAGCUUGACAAAGAAUUGAGUGAUGCCAGAGCAUCAUGGGAAAUUAAAUUACGAGAAAUGGAAAAUUUCAAGCCUGAUGUACAAACAGUUAAUGAGAUUGAAGAGCUUAAGGAAAAGAAGCAAGACAGAGAAAAAGCAAUCGAAAAGCUUGAACUACAGAACAAGCAGAAAUGCAAAGAAUACGAAGUACAGCUUGAUGAGCUUUUAAAAGAUUUCAUAAAAGAGAAGGAAGAGCCUCUCAAAGAAAUUCAGGAAAAGCAUGAUAGCUUACAGGCAACAUACUCGCAUCUCAAAUCGGUGGCCCAGAAGAUGAGCCAUGAGACCACAAUGUGUAAGGACGAAUGUGAAUCUACUUCAAAACAAAUUGAAGAAAUAAAGAAGAAACUUAAAGAGGUGGAGAAAGAAAACACAAAAUUGAGGGAAAUCCUGUUGAAAGUUCAACAUGAAUAUUACGGCAAAAAAAACAUCACCGACAAGGUACAAGAAAAAGCACACGCUGCUGAAAUGCAUUAUAAUACGCAAUUUGAUAUGAUGGAGCAUGAACAAAUGAGAAGACGAAAACUUGAGAAUUCUAUCGAUGAACUUCGCGGUAAAGUGCGGUGUUUUGCAUAUGUGGGUGAAAAUCUGGGAAAUAAUUAUGCGGUGGACUAUUCAAGCAAAAUAAUCACGACAGAUACGGAAUCAGCGUAUUGUUUCACUAGAGUGAUACCACGCUCAUUAGUUACUGAGCAGGAUCUCUUCAAGCAAGAAUGUCAGGCCUACAUUGAAAUGUGCAUGAACAAAUCCUUUAACUUUAACAUCGUAUCACUUCUUAAUGACAACCCCAAUAAGCUUAGGGACUCUUUUGUGGAUUUUAUGGCAAAUCAAACUUACAGUCAUAUGGAAUUGCAGUAUGUGUCGCUGUGUGAACGGCUUGCGUCUGCUGACAUGCUAUUGACUCCAGCUGAAGAAUCAGAUAAAGAGAUCAAAGUGAAAAUUGAAGAAAAUUCGAUAGAACUCAAUUCAAAAUCCGUGAUUGUCAGAUCUCCGGCAGAAAUUCAAGAUUUUCUAAGAUUAACGGAGGAGCAGACUCGGCCGGCUGGUAUAGGGAUGCUCAAACUAAAAGUUUGGAUAGAGGAGAAUAAAGCAAUCGAUGUUUAUUUUGUCGAGAUCAAUGAUAGAAAAACUACUGAAUAUUUGCUAUCGAUUAUAUCUCCUGGUGAGGUCGUUCAAACUCCGGUUACUAUCAUCUUGCAAAAUCUUCUGACAAAAACGAAAUCACUAUUUCUUUUCAACUUGCUCGAAGGGACAGACCAACAUUUGCCCUUUUUACUAGAUUUAGCUAACAGGAUUGGCCAGCUUGAUAGUCCUCGCAAAAAUGCUGUUCGUCAGCGUUAA